AUGAAUCAGCUUUUUACGGUGCUUCACUUUCUGGCCCAGUACAUUGCUGCCCCGACAGCAUUACAUGCAUUUCCAGCACAAGACAAUGGUCUCGUAGACUUGGGUUAUGCCAAGCACAUUCCUACAUACAUCAACACGACAGCUUCAGGCGAGCGCGUCGCCAUCUAUAAAAACAUCCGCUUCGCGAACGCACCGACUGGAUAUUUGCGUUUUCGCAAGCCAGAUACCAGUCUGCCAAUACAGGAUGGACUGCAGAACGGGAAAGCCUCCAUGUCGGACUCGACCUGUAUUUCCACUGCCCCCUGGAUGGUGCCAUUCCCGGGUAUCAACGGUACGACUUUUGGCGUGGAAGACUGCUUAUUCUUGGAUGUCUACGUUCCCGACGAGGUGAAGCCGGGUGACUACGUGCCAGUUCUACAGUGGUUUACCGGAUCGGGUUACGCCUUUGGAGGCAAAGAAUAUUUCAUCAGCCCCAUGGGGUUGUUUGAUCGCAUCAAGGCUGCUGGGUUGGGGAAAUUUAUCUUUGUCGCAAACAAUUACAGACUGGGAGUGAGCGGCUUCACUUACUCCGCAGGAGAAGACAUGGAUGCAAAUGUCGGAAUGUUCGAUUCGUUGGCCGCAGCGAAGUGGACUGCAAAGUACAUUCACAAAUUUGGAGGUGAUCACUCAAGGUUCUCGGUCAUUGGCGAGAGUGCUGGUGCCGGGAUGCUCUACUAUCUCACCACCCUGCAGGAUGGCGAGGCAGCGCUUCCCUUCCAGCAGGCGUUCAUUGCGUCGCCAGCUGCGCCUCCACGACGAGAAGUCGCCUCACGGCAAAAUAUGGUAUUCGACAUGAUUUUGGAUACGGCAAACUGCACGUCUCUCGAGUGUCUGCGAGGAUUGUCUGAGACCGAUUUGAAGACCGUGAAUCAUAUCCUUGUCAACAACACUUCUGCCGGUGGUGGUGGCGGCAAUUUUGGCCCCGGAAUUGGCUUCGGCCUUGCACCAGACGGCGAAGACUUUUCUGAUAUUCCGGCCCAGCUACUCCGCCAUGGAAAGGUGAAUCGUGGGCUGAAGCGCCUGAUUGUCGGCACCAUGGCGAACGAAGGGCUCUACACGUCCAGCGACGACAAUAUGCCAGCCGCCUUCCCUGCUCUCGUACGGCGCAUGCUGCCCGGGGCAAGCAACAAUACCAUCCUGUCUCUUCAAGAGCAGUAUCAUCCACGCGUACCAGCUCAGCUCGCGUGGGACUGGACGACCGAUGUCGUGUUUGCGUGCCAGGCGCACAGUCUGGCAGACGCGCUGCCUGACCGGACUCACUUGUUUAUCAAUUCGAUUCCUCCAGCGGCUCACGGCGAUGACAUAUCUUACUACUUUUACGUGAAUCAGAACAGCACGCCAGUGGACUACCCAGAGCUUGCGCUGGCGUACCAGGACAAGAUUAUCGAUUUCGUACAUGGCAAAGACAUUGAUUGGCCGCUGUAUGGGGAGACUAAAAGGAUGUACAACAUCACUGGCGAGUUUAUGAGCACCACGCUUUCGAAGGAUCUGCAAGACCGAUGCAAUUUCAUCAAUUCGAUGGUUCUGGACAAGAAGAAUGGGGCCUAG
Messenger RNA from Akanthomyces muscarius, 1587 nucleotides. RefSeq lists its product as uncharacterized. Lineage: Eukaryota; Fungi; Ascomycota; Sordariomycetes; Hypocreales; Cordycipitaceae. Bases 1 to 1587 code for a protein of 528 amino acids. The transcript is spliced from 3 exons. The record is from RefSeq and is a predicted model, not a curated record.